AUGUUGCAGCGCCAGAUUACUACUACGGUAAGUAUUCCACCGCACUGCAGGCUUCACUUCUCUCGUACAUUGAAAUCUUCUUUAGAUUUUGUUAUCGCAAAUCCCACAAACCUUGUGGUCUGGUUACGUCUGCUCCUUUUGCCGAUUUGCACCCUUAAUCUGUAUGAACCUAAAAGAUCGAGUGAGGAACGAUCUGGUAACAGAAGGAAAUUACAGGCAGCUGCGAUCAACUCCGCUCUGUUGACUUGGAAGGAGCCUUCUGGGUGUUACAUCCUUGUUCAACAAUUGCUAGACCUGACUAAACAGCCUCCUAAGCAGCGUGUGGCCAGCAAAAAGAAGUCCAGCAAAAAUUUGGUAGCCUGCAGAAAGAAGUUGAGUUACAGUCACUAUACCGCUGCUAUUCGUAUUCUCUCAUCCAGUGGUGUUGCUCCUCCAACCCCAGACACUCUUUACGAACUCCAGCAGAAACACCCUUUAGCGCAGCCUCCUGUCAUUCCAACAGAAGCCAUUUCUGCACCUGCUAUCUCCAUGGGGGCUAGUGAUGUUCUUUUGGCUCUUAAGAGUUUCCCAAAAGGGACAUCUUGUGGCAGAGAUGGCCUCAGAGCACAGCAUUUAUUGGAUGCUAUGAGUGGUGCUAGUGCAGCUAUUGCGGAUGACCUGCUGCAGUCGAUUACUGGAGUUGUGAAUCUUUGGCUUGCAGGUAAAUGUCCUUCAAUUCUCGGUGAGUUUGUUGCCAGCGCUCCUUUGACGCCCCUGCUUAAACCAGGAGGUGGUUUGAGACCCAUUGUUGUGGGUACAAUAUGGCGUAGGCUCUGCUCUAAAUUGGCUGCCAAUUCCGUUUGUAAAAGUCUGAACCCCUACCUAGGAAAUUUUCAAUACGGGGUUGGUAUCCCGUGUGGAGGCGUAGGGAUUCUGCAUUCAUCCAACAGACUGAUCGUGCUUUGUGGUUCUGAUACCUCCAAAACAAUGAUGCUGAUCGACUUCACCAACGCCUUUAAUAUCGUUGAUCGGUCUACCAUCAUAAGGGAGGUACGUGCUCUCUGUCCUAGUAUUGCAUAUUGGGUUGAAUUCUGCUACAUGAAGCCUGCCAGGUUAUAUUACCGGGACCAUAUCCUCUCCUCAACACAGGGGGUGCAGCAGGGAGACCCUCUUGGUCCCCUAUUAUUCGCACUAGCUUUGCAUACGCUCAUUGAGAAGAUUGCGUCCAAUUGCACUCUUGAUUUUAACUCCUGGUACCUGGAUGAUGGCACCAUAGCUGGUGAUACGUUGGAGGUUUACAAGGCCUUCAAGAUUCUGCAGGAUGUUGGUCCAAGCUACGGGUUGCAUUUAAACAUUGCCAAGACAGAAUUGUUCUGGCCAUCUUUUGAUCCGAGGAGGGAGUCUGCUUUCCCGGUUAAUAUUGGCAAGGCUACAGAUGGAGUGAAGCUUCUUGGUGGCCCUGUUAGUUUAGACCCAAGCUUUUGCUGCCGCACUGUGGCUCAUAGAGUUGACAAAACUAUUCAACUUAUGGACAAGAUUCAAGUGUUGUGUGACCCUCAAUGCGAACUCCUACUCCUUCGUAGUUGCACUGGGUUAUCGAGACUGUUUUUUGCUCUUCGCACUACCUUUCCGAUGGCCUUGCUGCCUGAUGCAGAGCGUUUUGACAGUUACCUCAUGCAGUAUCUCCGGCGUCUCGUUGUGGGGGAUAAUGCUGGUUUUGGUAAGGUCCAACAGCGUCUGGCCACACUGCCGAUCAAAUAG
Molecule: messenger RNA, 1740 nt
Organism: Papaver somniferum (opium poppy)
Lineage: Eukaryota; Viridiplantae; Streptophyta; Magnoliopsida; Ranunculales; Papaveraceae
Exons: 1
Coding region: 1-1740 (579 amino acids)
Source: RefSeq, a predicted model, not a curated record